UAGUCACCCAGUCCCCACAGCUAGGCUAACGAGAUCGCAGCUCCCCACGGGCCCUCCCCGAGAUCUUCUCGAACCUUUCGGAGCCGCCGCCGCCGCGACCUCAAAUGCCGGCGGCGAUCAGGAGGCGGCGCCGGCUGUGAGGCAGCGAUGGCGAGGUCCAGGCCUAGGGUUUGGCUCGUGGCGGGCUGCGCGGCCCUGCUGCUGUGGGCCUCCGUCGCGCAGCUCGUCGCCGUAGGACGCCUCCUCGUCCUGUUCGGCCUCGCCGGCGGUGCGCCCGCGCCCUCGCCGCCGCCUUCAUCGCUUCCGCCCCCGCCCCCAAGAAUCUACAAAAGCAAUGGUUAUCUGAAGAUAUCUUGCAACGGUGGUCUUAAUCAGAUGCGUUCGGAGAUAUGUGACAUGGUGGCAGUUGCACGUUUGCUAAACCUCACGAUGGUUGUUCCAGAACUUGACAAGAGAUCAUUCUGGGCUGAUCAGAGCAAUUUUGGAGACAUAUUUGAUGUGAGGCAUUUCAUUACCUCGUUAAGAGAUGAAGUGCGCAUUGUUAAACGACUGCCGAAGAAGUUCGGUCCAACGGAUUCAAGCAUUAUACUUGAGAUGCCACCUGUGAGUUGGUCAGAUGAGAAAUAUUACUUGCAUCAGAUCUUACCACUCUUCAGCAAAUAUAGAGUCAUCCACUUUAACAAGACGGAUGCUCGGUUAGCAAAUAAUGGCAUCAGUACCGAGCUUCAACUGGUUAGGUGCCGUGUUAAUUUUCAUGCAUUGAAGUUUACCCCCCAGAUUGAAGCAUUGGGGAAUAAACUGGUACAGAAACUUGGAGUGAAGGGAUCAUUUGUGGCGUUGCAUUUACGAUAUGAGAUGGACAUGCUGGCGUUUUCUGGUUGCAAUCAUGGUCUUAAUCCUGAAGAAGCUGAGGAGCUCAAAAGAAUGAGAUAUGCUUAUCCAUGGUGGAGAGAAAAAGAAAUUGAUUCCAAAGCCAAGAGAUCAGAAGGACUAUGCCCACUUACGCCUGAGGAGACAUCACUUGUUUUGAAAGCGCUGGGUUUUCAAAAGGAUACUCUUGUAUACAUUGCUGCUGGUGAAAUUUAUGGGGGAGAAAAGAGAUUGGAACCAUUAAGGGCUGCUUUUCCGAAACUCGUAAGAAAAGAGAUGCUGCUUGAUUCAGAAGCUCUGCGCCAGUUUCAAAACCAUUCUUCUCAGAUGGCUGCUCUCGAUUUCAUUGUAUCUACCUCUAGUGAUGUUUUCCUUCCUACUUACGAUGGUAACAUGGCGAAACUUGUUGAAGGCCACAGAAGGUUCCUGGGUUUCCGAAAAAGUGUGUUGUUAGACCGACGGAAACUAGUUGAACUUAUAGACUUGUACAACAGCAAGACAAUUUCUUGGGAGAAUUUUACAUCUUCUGUCCAGGAAGUUGAUAGAGGCCGUGUAGUCCAACCAUCCUGUCGGCGGAAACUCGACAACAAGCCAAAAGAAGAGGAUUACUUCUACGCUAACCCCCACGAGUGCCUAGCCAAUUCAAGCCAGUGCAGUUGAACUAAGGAUACAGUUACUGUAAGGUGAGCACAUUUGAAACCUCGCCGGUGCAAGUCACUGUUUGUGAUGAUCUACGGACUGAAGCCAGCAGCAAGCAGGCAGAGACCCCAUGAUCAUUUAAUCUAUGUUACCAGUGUGCUGUUGUAUAGGUAGUUUUUUCUUGUGCUAUGUAAUUGAUUCAUUUAUUUCCCAGCUUGCCAAAAUAGGGAGGCCUCGUGUAAAUUUUGGCUUGUCAGUUUGUGCUCUUGUUCAUUUGAUGAUUGAUUCGUGAUGAUAGCCAUAUACAAUUGCAACGGUGACCAAUUCAUAGCAAUUUUGGUUUAAUUGAGUGUUGUUAUUUUUCUUGAA
Molecule: messenger RNA, 1878 nt
Organism: Lolium rigidum
Lineage: Eukaryota; Viridiplantae; Streptophyta; Magnoliopsida; Poales; Poaceae
Product: rhamnogalacturonan I rhamnosyltransferase 1-like
Exons: 8
Coding region: 148-1530 (460 amino acids)
Cellular component (GO): chloroplast; cytoplasm
Source: RefSeq, a predicted model, not a curated record